AUGUUUGAAGAACCAAUAAUUAAUGAAAAUAUAUUAUAUAGAAAUUUUGAAUUUGAUGAUUUAUACAAUAAAGACAAUAAUGAAAAACAUAGCUUUAGUGAAGAUAGUCCUGCGGAAGAUGAAAAUAAUACUACAGUCCAAUCUUCAUCUAUUACCUCAUAUUUUCCUCCAUGUGAGACUUCUACAAAAUUAGCAAGCCCUAGACCACAAGCAAAAAAAAAAAAGACUGAUAAGGGUGAUAGUAUAUUUGAACAAUGUAAAACAGUUUUCAAAUCUCGUACAUCAACUUCUAGUAUUGCAGCACAUCUUCGUACUAAAUAUAGGAUCUUUAAAAAUCAAAAAUGGAAAACACCAUCAACUACAUCUAUGAAUUCUGUACCAGUUUCUCAACCAACAAUUGAAUCUAUUAUCUAA
Racocetra persica is the source of this 414-nucleotide messenger RNA. The record is from the annotation of a GenBank genome assembly. Lineage: Eukaryota; Fungi; Glomeromycota; Glomeromycetes; Diversisporales; Gigasporaceae.